Molecule: messenger RNA, 1737 nt
Organism: Fusarium verticillioides 7600
Lineage: Eukaryota; Fungi; Ascomycota; Sordariomycetes; Hypocreales; Nectriaceae
Exons: 2
Coding region: 305-1456 (383 amino acids)
Biological process (GO): mRNA splicing, via spliceosome
Cellular component (GO): catalytic step 2 spliceosome
Molecular function (GO): protein binding
Source: RefSeq, a predicted model, not a curated record
UGUACCACAGAUUGCUUUGCCUCUCGGCAUAUGAGGUACUUAUUGUGCCCAAAUAACCUCGCAUGUUCUCCAUGUACAUCAUCAUGAAAUUCUGCAUCUGCAAGGUGGCCUAUGGUUACACUGCAGUGACCUUUUUUUUUUUCGUACAUACAUAUGUACAGCAGGUUGGUAGGUAACGGUCGAGGGGUUGAAGGGGAGGGGGAGUGUGGCUAUCCGUAUAAUUAGCCCGAUUUUCCUUACAGCAACGUCCAUCCAUCCAGAAUCAUCGUGUUGCAUAGAGAUAUGCAGCUAGCCUGAUUAGGUAAUGCACUGGAAACAUGCAUCUGCCGCGGAAACGUCAGAGCUUUUCUCAUCUCACUCUUUACUUGACAAUAUCAAUAAUUAUCAAUAUCCUGCAAUGGGGUUUCCAGAUAAGCCAUCUGCUCAUCUCUUGGGCGCCAAUGGCCCGGUCCAUGCCCUUGCAUACUCCGCCUCUCCAGGCACCUACAUCCUCACCGGUUCAGCGGACCGAUCUAUCCGCCUCUACAACCCAUUUCCCAGCACAUCUGGUCCUGGUGAUCGUCACAGCGUUGUUCCUCAGGGUCGAUUGAUUCAGACUUAUGCUGCUCACGGCUAUGAAGUCUUGAGCCUCUCUGUCGCUGCCGAUAAUGAACGGUUUGUGUCGGCUGGUGGUGAUCGCAGCGUGUUCCUUUGGGACGUGAGCACUGCUGUUACGACUAAGCGAUUUGGCGGCAACGUUCAUGGCCACACGGCUCGUAUUAAUUGCGUGAGCUUUGCGGGAGAAGGUGAUUCUAUUAUUGCCAGCGCAGGCUUUGACACUACGGUGAGAUUGUGGGAUACGAAGAGCAACAGCUUCAAGCCUAUACAGGUUCUCGACGAUGCCAACGAUGCCGUGACAUGUCUCGUCGUCCGUGGCUCCGAAGUCCUCGCGGGGAGCGUCGAUGGCCGUGUACGCAGCUACGAUAUCCGCAUGGGAAAAGUCACAACCGAUGUGAUAGGCGCACCCGUUACGAGUCUCAGUCUCACCCGCGAUGGACGCACCAUGUUGGUCGGGAGUCUCGACAACAAACUCCGACUGAUGGACCGCGACAAUGGCUCCUGUCUACGCGCAUACACCGACCCAGGAUGGAAGAACGAAGAUGUCAAGCUGCAGGCGCUGCUGGGCGGCAAAGAGAAGUACGUAGUGGUUGGCGAUGCCAUGGCCGGUGAGCCUGCACCCAACGGACAUGGAAGGAUAUGGGCUUGGGAUUUGUUGACGGGAAAGGUGGCGGCUAAGGUGACGGUUCCUUGGGGGCCAGAAGGGUUUGAACCAAAGAAGAAGGCUGUUGGCCGGGAUGGAAAGGAGAAGGUGAGGAGUAACGUUGUGAGUUGUAUGGCGUGGAGGGAGGAUGGUUGGGGAGAUCAGUUCUGCGUUGGUGGAACAUCAGGCGUGGUGACGGUCUACGGAGCCUUGUAGACAUCUAUCUAUUAUACCCAUUACUUUCAAGAUCAAGGUCAAGGUCAAGCGAGAUAGCGUCUUUGUUUAUACUCGGAUCUAAUACAUCAUCAUCAAAGGCGUUCCAAUUCGUACAGACAAGAUAUUGUCCAUCAUGAUACCCCCUUGCAGCUUGCUUGAACAUUAAUAGCCCCCCACCAGCGCCAAAUCGUUAUGAAAAUUGCCAGAAAUAAAGACUCUGUACCCCUUUCUAUGCAUCAAAUAUUGUCAAAAUGUUAUAGGAGACAAAACUUGUUAGCCCA